CUACCUUUGCACCCAGCAGCAUAUGUGCCACACACACCUGUAGACACCCUUGCAGAGAUCAUUUUCACAGACUUACUGUAGCGACUGGCUUACAAUUUACCAACACACUGCGCUUACCAGGAUAUAACUUCUACUUGCUGCCGUGGCUUUUUGCUAAUACUUUUGGAGAGAAAGUCCUCACCAACUGGGUGUUGACCUGCUGGUCAGUUGGAAAGUGCUGUACAGUGAAGAAUAUCUUGGCAUUGUGUAGCUAGCAUAACAUGAGAGGAUAGUAUCAUACGGUAGGAAGCCUGAAUGUCAUUGAAUAGGAUGACAUUUGUUUUGUCAUGUGUUUAGCGCUGUAGAGAGUGAAGCUCUGUAAUGUUUUAGAAAGCUCAGCGGACAGGAGUGAGUCCUAUUUACCGGGAGUUAGCUGCUGUGUAGCAGCCAUGCUAGUGGGUUUGUUGAGGGUAUUGCUCUGGGGAGCCGUGAUGGGUCUCUGCCUAGGCACACUGCAACAGUCUGGGAGGAGCUGGGGUCACGGAUGCCUCCAAAAGAGACAGGCGGGAAGUGAUCCCGGGCAGGGAAACUCCAGGAUCCCUCGGAAGUAUUGCAACCCUGCAGGGAACAGCAGCUCGUCUGGGAACAUCAUUCAGGUGUGUGGCCCUGGGCAGUACCGAGAGUGGCAGGGCCCUUUUGAAGGCCUGUGUGUGUCCUGCAGCUGCCAUGGCCUUUCCCACAAGUGUGACCCCAUCACAGGAAGAUGUUUGAACUGCCAGUAUAACACUGCAGGAGACCACUGCGAGCACUGUGCGGAGGGUUACUAUGGUGACGCCGUGCAGAGGACAUGCAAGUUGUGUCCAUGUCCUUUCUCUGUGCUGUCCAACAGUUUUGCAUUGGGGUGUAUGCAGGUAGGCUCAGACGUGGAGUGUGUGUGUAAACCAGGUUACACUGGACUGAGAUGCCAAAGGUGCUCAUCUGGUUACUAUGGUAACCCACUGUUACCAUUUGGAGGGUGCCAGCCAUGUAACUGCAACCAUGAGUGCGAGAAUCCUGACGGUACCAGCGAUUGCCAAGGAGCUCCAUGA
Molecule: messenger RNA, 1067 nt
Organism: Clupea harengus (Atlantic herring)
Lineage: Eukaryota; Metazoa; Chordata; Actinopteri; Clupeiformes; Clupeidae
Gene: lama3
Product: laminin subunit alpha-3-like
Exons: 7
Coding region: 429-1067 (212 amino acids)
Biological process (GO): cell adhesion; regulation of cell adhesion; regulation of cell migration
Molecular function (GO): signaling receptor binding
Source: RefSeq, a predicted model, not a curated record